Messenger RNA from Ostreococcus lucimarinus CCE9901, 1319 nucleotides. RefSeq lists its product with no specific name. Gene Ontology annotation, molecular function: ATP binding; ATP hydrolysis activity. The coding region runs from base 80 to 1306 and encodes 408 amino acids. Gene Ontology annotation, cellular component: mitochondrial outer membrane. The transcript has a single exon. Lineage: Eukaryota; Viridiplantae; Chlorophyta; Mamiellophyceae; Mamiellales; Bathycoccaceae. The record is from RefSeq and is a predicted model, not a curated record.
GGGACGUAACGAUAUCUUUGCGCACACGGCCGCGAGUGUCGUCGAGCUCAACCCGCUUGCACGCGCGAAAGAAAGCACGAUGAGUCGCGCUCAGAGUGGACAACCUUCGGUCUUGCAGGAGCUCCUCCUCAUCGGUUGUAGCGCCUUGCUGUCUAUGAUCGUGUUGAACUUCGGACUCAAGAGGUUAGAUCCGAACCGUCAGACGAGUAAGGCGGCAAUCGAGAGGAAAAAGGAGCUGGCGAGCCGUUUAGGACGACCUAAUUUAGACACGAACGUGUACGAGGAUGUGAUUGCGGCCGACGUCGCCAACCCAGACCACAUUGACGUGCGAUUUGAUUCCAUCGGUGGGUUGGAAGAUACGAAACAGUCAUUAUAUGAAUUGGUCAUUUUGCCUCUCAUGCGCCCCGAGCUUUUCGCGCGAGGUAAACUCUUGCAGCCGGCGAAAGGGGUCUUGCUCUAUGGGCCUCCGGGCACAGGGAAAACUUUGUUGGCAAAAGCGUUAGCGAAGGAAUCGCGUGCCUGCUUUAUCAAUGUUCGGUCGUCAACCUUGCAAAGCAAGUGGUUCGGUGACGCUCAGAAGCUCGUAUCUGCAGUUUUCACGCUGGCCUGGAAGCUUCAGCCUUCAAUCAUUUUCAUUGAUGAGAUUGACUCGUUCUUAGGUACUAGAAAGUCUGGAGAGCACGAAGCGACUUCGACGAUGAAGACCGAAUUCAUGACGCUUUGGGAUGGGUUCAACACGGAUGACAACGCGCAGGUGAUGGUGCUCGGGGCGACGAACAGGCCAUGGGAUGUGGACGAAGCAAUCUUGCGACGUCUUCCGAGAGCGUUUGAGGUUGGUCUCCCUAACACGGAGCAGCGUGCGCAGGUGCUGGCUGUGACACUCAAGGGAGAAAAUCUGGAAGCUGGUUUCAUAUCACCGAGUCAAGACUGCCCGCUGUGGAAGAUCGCAGCACAGACGGAGGGCUUUAGUGGGAGUGACUUGCGCGACUUGUGCAAACAAGCGGCAUACGGCCCCGUGAGAGAUUUCCUUCAAGCAGAAAGGAAGCAAGCGCAAUUCGGAGAAUUCGGACAGGAUACGUCUGUUGGGCCACGCGCAAUUGCGUAUUCAGAUUUUAAAGAAGUCUUGGACACCAGUCCGCCGUCGACGGAAGCUGCGUCACUCUACCAGCAGACGGAUUUCCGCAGACGAGCGGCGCGAGACGUUCGCAAUGGAGAUCGCGUCAACAACGAAAUGCAGGAGAUGCUCGCGCAGUUGAUGAAAGCUAUGGCAUCGCAGAAUAACGACGAGUCCGACGCGUUAGAUUAAUUCUUUUGGAUGU